Messenger RNA from Cyclopterus lumpus (lumpfish), 549 nucleotides. Its product is annotated as cytochrome c oxidase subunit 6A, mitochondrial. The record is from RefSeq and is a predicted model, not a curated record. Gene Ontology annotation, cellular component: mitochondrial inner membrane. The transcript is spliced from 4 exons. Gene Ontology annotation, biological process: mitochondrial electron transport, cytochrome c to oxygen. Gene Ontology annotation, molecular function: enzyme regulator activity. The coding region runs from base 126 to 434 and encodes 102 amino acids. Lineage: Eukaryota; Metazoa; Chordata; Actinopteri; Perciformes; Cyclopteridae.
UUGAGCUCAGGACAGACUGAAGGACAAACAAGCAGGAAGGAGAAGACAAUUAUAGUAGCGUGGAGUUUUUUCCAGAAAAAUAAGUGGAUAUUAAAGCAUAUUGCAUACUGCCUGCCUGAAGAAAAAUGUUUGCGUCUCCGGCUGCUUUGGCUGCUCGACGGGUGCUUGCGGCUGCGUCAGCUUCGAGCCACGAGGGAGGAGCAAAGACCUGGAAGAUACUGACCUUUGUUUUGGCCUUACCUGGUGUCGGUGUCUGCAUUGCCAACGCCUACCUGAAGAUGCAGGCACACUCCCACGAUCAGCCACAAUUUGUACCGUAUCCUCACCUGCGUAUCCGCACCAAGAAAUUCCCCUGGGGAGAUGGAAACCACUCUCUGUUCCACAACCAUCACACCAAUGCUCUGCCUGGUGGCUUCGAGGACUCCCACCACUGAGAGCAUCAGCCACUUUCCUCAGCUGUGUGUUGCUGCUUGUAUAAAACUGCAGUCUGCAGUGUACUUGGCUUAAGUGUAUCGACCAAGGGGCCACCUAGACAUGAAUAAAACCACU